AGAAGUAGCACUUUUCUCAAUCAAAGAAAGGAAAGGGGCUGGGGGUGGGUUCAGUUAUAAAACCCUGUUUGUUUAACUGUUUUUCUUAUGAUUUUGGUAAAGGAUCUCAGCUGACUCCUGUUUUACAUCUUGGAGCUGGAGCAUGUGCUGGAAUAAUUGCCAUGUCCGCAACAUAUCUAAUGGAUAUGGUUCGAGGCAGGAUAACUGUACAGACAGAGAAGUCCCCUUACCAGUACAGAGGGAUGUUCCAUGCUUUGACAACUGUGCUUAGGGAAGAAGGCCCACAUGCUUUAUAUAAGGGUUGGCUUCCUUCAGUCAUUGGAGUUGUUUCCAUUGUAGGUCUAAACUUUGCUGUUUAUGAGUCUUUGAAAGAUUGGUUAGUUAAAUCCAAUCCAUUUUGUCUAGUGCAAGAUUCUAAGUUAAGUGUGACAACUCGCCUGGCAUGUGGUGCUGCACCUGGAACUGUUGGGCAAACUUUUGCUUAUCCCCUUUGA
Molecule: messenger RNA, 494 nt
Organism: Arachis ipaensis
Lineage: Eukaryota; Viridiplantae; Streptophyta; Magnoliopsida; Fabales; Fabaceae
Source: RefSeq, a predicted model, not a curated record